Pelagomonas calceolata is the source of this 989-nucleotide messenger RNA. The record is from the annotation of a GenBank genome assembly. NCBI's taxonomy places the organism in Eukaryota, Pelagophyceae, Pelagomonadales, Pelagomonadaceae.
CCGGACGGCUCGCUUCCAUCUCGCAAGGGACACGCUCUCUAUAGCGCGGCAUCUCGCAGCGCGAGGGCCAGGUUAAAAGCAACGCCUCGCCCCACGCUCCACCGGCAGCCCCUGCGACGCGGCCCCUGGACUUUCCACCGGAGCCCGUUUGCCGUCGAGUUUCUUUCGCCCGUCGCCCCGACGCGCGCGGCAGCCCCACAGGGGAAGAGAGGCGCUAGGCAGCCUCUCUCACACGCGACGCCUCGGCGGCGCCCCGUCUGAGCAAAGCCCGCGGGACGAAAAAUGGCGCGCCUCACGAACGGCGACGACAUGCUGACGUUUUGGAGCCGCGCGCAGUACAUGCGGCGCGAGGUCGAGCCCGACGUCACGGAGCUGCAAGCACAUACCUCCCAACUCUACCCGCCGUCGUUCUGGCUGACGAAGAAGCAGGCCCAAAGGCGGUGGGCGUCGUCGAUGACCUCCGCGGAUCGAGCCGCCUACGAGAAACGACGGAAUUCCCACCGCCAGUUCGUCUCGCCCAUGCGACGGCGAGGCGAGGCCGUCAUGAACUCGCCGAACAAACCGACGUCGAUCUUAAGCCGGUCACAUACCCCAAAGACGCCGGCCAAGGCCAAAACCAAUCGCGAGAAGAAGGCCGAGAUGCGGGCCGAGUUCCGCCAAAAAAUCAAGGAUAGGGGCUCCUGGAAGUACGUGACCCAGGCGGGCUGCUCCUUCUACUACAAUGAAACGACGGGCAUGUGCGAGACGGAACCGCCCGACUACGUGCGGAAGCGCGGCAUGGUUAGGGCAGUGGAGGCCGCGAACUUUUUGGGGCGGAACAUCCAGGCGGAGCGGAAAGCGGCGCCGGACGCCGACGACUGGAUCAAGCAGAUGAUCGCCGACGAGGAGGCGUCGCGCGCGGAGGAGGACAGUCUGGCCGAGGACUCCUUCUCCUUCCUGGACGAGUGGUCGCGCGAGGGGCCCACGCGCUUUAAGUGGUAGCCAUUAGA